CGCACAGGCACUUCCGGUGACGUGGAGGCUGCCUCUCAGGACCGGGAAUGAUGGCUGCUCCCCUGAGCUCCGCGCUGCUCUUCCUGGCCGCCCUGGUGUUGACCCCGGGGGCUCUUGCCGGACCCCGAACCCUGGUCCUGCUGGAGAACAUUAACCUGCGGGAGACGCACUCGCUCUUUUUUCGCAGCCUGAGCGACAGGGGAUUCGACCUUUCCUUCAAGACUGCAGAUGACCCAAGUCUGUCCCUAAUCAAGUAUGGAGAAUUCCUGUAUGACAACCUGAUCAUCUUUUCGCCGUCAGUAGAAGAUUUUGGAGGAAACCUCAAUGUGGAGAUGAUAAGCUCCUUCAUAGAUGGUGGUGGCAGUGUCCUGGUGGCAGCCAGUUCGGAUAUAGGGGAUCCUCUCCGUGAGUUGGGAAGUGAAUGUGGCAUUGAGUUUGAUGAAGAGAAAACGUCCGUCAUCGACCACCACAACUAUGACUUGUCAGACCCUGGCCAGCACACCUUGAUUGUAGCCGACCCCGAAAACCUCCUGAAGGCCCCAACUAUUGUGGGGAAAAAUACCCCGAAUCCCAUCCUGUUCAGAGGCGUGGGUAUGGUGGCCGAUCCUGAUAACCCCCUGGUGCUGGACAUCCUCACCGGCUCUUCCACCUCCUACUCAUUUUUUCCUGAUAAACCCAUCACACAGUACCCACAUGCAGUCGGCAAGAACACUCUCCUGAUUGCAGGGCUCCAGGCCAGGAACAACGCCCGCGUGGUCUUUAGUGGCUCCCUUGAUUUCUUCAGCGAUGCUUUCUUUAACUCUGCUGUGCAGAAGGCUACUCCCGGCUCCACCAGAUACUCAAAGACCGGAAACUAUGAGCUGGCAGUCGCCCUAUCACAAUGGGUGUUUAAGGAGGAGGGCGUGCUGAGGGUCGGAGCUGUGUCUCACCACCGCGUUGGAGAAACACAACCGCCCAGCGCUUAUACAAUCACUGACCUUGUGGAGUACAGCAUAGUGAUUGAGAAGCUUUCUGAUGGGAAAUGGAUUCCCUUUGAUGGAGACGAUAUUCAGCUGGAAUUUGUACGCAUUGAUCCAUUUGUCCGGACCUUCCUGAAGAAGAACGGUGGAAAAUACAGCGUCCAGUUUAAGCUUCCAGAUGUGUACGGCGUGUUCCAGUUCAAAGUAGAUUAUAACAGACUGGGGUAUACUCACCUCUACUCCACCACACAAGUGUCUGUACGGCCUCUCCAGCACACCCAGUAUGAGCGAUUCAUUCCCUCAGCCUUCCCAUACUACGCCAGCGCCUUCUCCAUGAUGUUCGGCCUCUUCGUCUUCAGCAUCGUUUUCUUGCACAUGAAAGAGAAAGAAAAAUCUGAUUAAAAAGAAAUUGCUGCAGUUUUACUGAGCACAGAAUGCAGUCAUCAUCCGGUCCAGGGGGGCCAGAAGGGACGGGGUUGGGGGGGGGGGGGGGGGGGUCAUUUUGGUUGUACAUUUUGGAUUUCUGUUUUAAUUUGUGCAGAUUUUAUAUAUUUGACAUCAUUCUGUUUGCAGUCAUCUCUAGGGGCUGGUGGAGAGGCGAUGAUAAGUAAUGGGGGAGACAUAAGACACAUUGACACCCCCUCCACCACAGACGGGUCACUUUUUUUUUUUUCUGUGUGGUGGUUUUUUUUUUGUUUUUUUUUUUUGGACGUUUAUGGGCACUUGAUCUAUUUGGACAAUUUGUAAUAAAAAAUAAAAAUGUUUCCCCC
Molecule: messenger RNA, 1729 nt
Organism: Bufo bufo (common toad)
Lineage: Eukaryota; Metazoa; Chordata; Amphibia; Anura; Bufonidae
Gene: DDOST
Product: dolichyl-diphosphooligosaccharide--protein glycosyltransferase non-catalytic subunit
Exons: 11
Coding region: 48-1361 (437 amino acids)
Cellular component (GO): endoplasmic reticulum membrane; oligosaccharyltransferase complex
Source: RefSeq, a predicted model, not a curated record